Molecule: messenger RNA, 2006 nt
Organism: Tachysurus vachellii
Lineage: Eukaryota; Metazoa; Chordata; Actinopteri; Siluriformes; Bagridae
Gene: lipca
Product: lipase, hepatic a
Exons: 9
Coding region: 181-1674 (497 amino acids)
Biological process (GO): lipid metabolic process
Molecular function (GO): apolipoprotein binding; triacylglycerol lipase activity
Source: RefSeq, a predicted model, not a curated record
UCUGUAUUUGCAUAUCGUGGCCUUUUCAGCUUUAGGUUUGCACACAUAUCCACCUCCAUCUACUCUUUCCAUAAGAGUAUAACAAAAUCCGGCAAAUACUUAUAGAUAAAUAAACACAUAAUACUUCAUUUUAGAAGCUUGCCAUUAUUGGAUUAGCAAACUGGUGUCUAUUGGAGCAGAAUGCAUGUGCUUAAUGUACUUUCUUUCCUGCUAAUUACCUCAUGCCUGUGUGAUGGGAGAAGAGCAAAAGAAAACAAAGCAGAUUAUGAGCAUGGGAUGAAGAUAAAGACGCACUAUGAGCCUAAAUCCAUGUUCAGGAUGUAUACCCAUGGGAUGGAUAUAAAUGAUGCCUGCACUGUAAAGCUCUUCCAAGCUCACACCCUGCAGUCCUGCAGCUUCAACAGCAGCCACCCCUUGGUCAUCAUCAUCCACGGCUGGUCGAUGGAUGGGAUGAUCGAAAGCUGGGUCACUCGGCUGGCCGGUGCACUUAAGAGCACACAGAAAGACAUCAAUAUUCUGGUCAGUGACUGGAUGACCUUGGCACAGCAACACUAUCCCAUUGCAGUUCAAAACACGCGGGUGAUCGGUCAGGAGAUCACCCAACUGCUGAUGUGGCUUGAGGAUCUCACACAGUUUCCUGUCAGUAAGGUCCAUCUAAUCGGCUACAGUCUGGGAGCUCACAUAGCCGGAUUCGCCGGAAGGAACUUAGCCACAUCAGGGAGGACUCUGGGAAGAAUCACUGGAUUGGACCCUGCAGGCCCACUGUUUGAAGGCAUGUCCUCUACAGACAGACUCUCCCCAGAUGAUGCUAGGUUUGUGGAUGCUAUUCACACAUUUACCCAGCAGCACUUGGGGCUCAGCGUGGGCAUCAAACAACCGGUUGCUCACUACGACUUCUACCCUAAUGGAGGAUCGUUUCAGCCUGGAUGCGAUCUGCACGUUAAGAACCUGUACACCCACCUAUCUCAGUAUGGCCUUAUGGGCUUCGAGCAGACGAUGAAGUGUGCCCAUGAGCGGGCAGUGCACCUUUUUAUUGACUCUCUUCUGAACAGAGACAAACAGAUCAUGGCCUACAAGUGCAGAGACAGCGCAGCAUUUAACAAGGGAGUCUGUCUGGACUGCCGCAAAAACCGGUGUAACACUCUCGGCUAUGGCAUCAAGAAGGUCCACACGAGCACCAGCAAGAGGCUGUACCUCAAAACCCGAUCUAUUAUGCCAUACAAAAUGUACCAUUUUCAGUUUAGGAUUCAGCUCUUCACACAGUUUGAAAAUACUGAUCUGUCUCUCACUAUCAAACUCACCGGCACGCUUGAAGAGAGUGAAGCUCUGCCAAUCACACUAGUAAAGGUCUCAGGCAAUAAGACCUACUCUUUCCUGAUCACUGUGGACACUGACAUUGGAGAUCUGAUGAUGGUGCAUGUGUCCUGGGAAGCAGAAUCACUGUGGACCAACAUGUGGAGCAAAGUGAAGACCAUAUUGCCAUGGGGGAGCAAGGAAGAUGGGCCACAGCUCACCAUUGGCAAGAUUCGAGUCAAAGCUGGGGAGACACAGCAGAGAGCGACGUUUUGUGCUGAGACAGAAGACAGAGGAUCUAUCCGGGCCUUAGAGGAGAAGAUUUUUGUUCGAUGUGAUAAAAGGCAGGAAAAGCAGGAGCUCAUGAGGACACGUGGCUGAGGGACAGAGUGAGCGCAGGGUUUUGUGCUCACACAUGCGUGACAUCAUGAUGUUAAAAACAAAACAAAACAAAAUAAAAAAACAACAUCUAGACUUUCUAAGGUUAAGCAGAAGAAGAUGAAACCAGUUACUGUUUUCACCAUUGCUGACUGAUGCUUCCUGCUUUCCCUUUGUUAGAAUUCUUUUUUAUGUUUUAAAUCUCUUUUUAGUCUGACUGAAACAAACACAUACAAAGUAAAGUGUUAGACUGAGCAGCGAUGAUGCUUCCAGCACAUCACAUCCAAUGUAACAUCUCUACUGCACAUAUGCAAUAAAAAUGGCAUAGCACUCUG